Molecule: messenger RNA, 1803 nt
Organism: Puccinia triticina
Lineage: Eukaryota; Fungi; Basidiomycota; Pucciniomycetes; Pucciniales; Pucciniaceae
Exons: 5
Coding region: 1-1803 (600 amino acids)
Cellular component (GO): MBF transcription complex; SBF transcription complex
Molecular function (GO): transcription regulator activity; DNA binding
Source: RefSeq, a predicted model, not a curated record
AUGGCUGCGGCUCCAACUUCCAGCUUCGUAUCUUCCAUGUCUCCCCAACCACCUCGCACUGUCCAGGCCUUGGUCAAUGAGGAGGUCAGGGCUCCUCCACCGGUGCGAUUAUACCCAUCACAGCACAGGGUCAGCAUGACUCGGUACGCCACCUCCACCGACCCGCGGGGCUACAUUCCUGUGUUCGAGUAUCCUUUAAACGGCCAGUACAUCAUGAUUGACUGUGAGACAGGUAUGGUGCACUUCACCGGGAUAUGGAAAGCCCUCGGUCAUACCAAAGCGGAUGUUGUGAAGUUGGUCGAGUCCGACCCCACCAUUGCGCCUUAUCUACGCAAGGUUAGAGGAGGUUAUCUAAAAAUACAAGGAACAUGGCUUCCCUUUGACACUGCUAAAACCUUGGCGCGGAGAGUCGCUUGGCAAAUUCGCUACGAUCUGGUCCCGCUAUUCGGUCCUGAGUUUCCUGAUACCUGCCUUGGACCUGGAGAGCCUGGAUUCGGCCAACUGCUGUUAUCAGCUCCAAAGCCAAGGGGGCGCCGGGGUGCCAAGAAGAAUGCAGCAGCCUCUUCAGUUGCCCAAGAGAGAACUGCAUCUCCUCAAGAUAAUCGCAGUCCAAGCCGGCCAGGUGCAUACCCCCCGCAGGAGUCUUUAGGAAAUCGGUGCUCUGGUCGACUUGAAACCGCCGGGCCGAUGAACGGCUAUGGUCCAAUGUUAUCUCAACCCAGGUAUUCGCCGUACACUCGAGCACCUGUCCAUCGGAUCAGCCAGCUUGACCCUUUACCCAAUUUGAUCCAGCCAAAUCAAAGCUGCCCUCAUCCAACGACAGAUCCCACGUAUUCUAGUCCGGCUCACUAUUAUCACCAAAGCCCUAGAGCAUCGAUGAUGUCUUCUCAUGGUACUGGACCUUACGGCCAACAACUCCCCACCGGGUCAACAGUAUCGGGAAUGGACAGUGUGGCUUCGCUCCCCCCGAUGCGUCACUAUCAACCGCAUCCGGCUGAGAACAAUUUUUUCGAGACUUAUCGGGGACCUGACUCCUUCGAAGCCUUGAGCAAUAAAUGGCUGGCUCCUGAGCUUGCUAGUCCGGCUCAUCUCAAUCAUAGCGGCCCACUCAAUGGCGAGAGCAGCUGUUUGUCGCCUUCGCAGUACUCCAACAGCAAAAAUCCAAUGGGCUCCCCUGCGAAUCUAUGCAGCUAUCCCAAUCAGAUCGAUUCCGCACAUUCCAAUCACCCCAGAGAUUCCCAUCAAUCUCAUCAAGUCCAUAAUAAUCCAGGAUACCCCCGUGAUUCUAUGCAGGAAUCCAACUUUCGGCAUGAAGUUCCUGCUGAAGAAGCGGCUCGCCACCCUUUAUCCCCACCGCAACAAGCUGCUACGAACGCCAAUUACGAUAAACCUUACAGCCUAGAGCCACCGUCUGGUUCUCACAACGCGAAUGAGGUGGUAGGAUGUCAUGUGCCUCUGGGAUCAAACUCGACGGGAAAACAUGCUGGUUCACCCGGCUCAAACUCUUCCCUAGUUCUGAAAAGUCCCACACCCAGCUCGGCCUCUACUUCGACACACAUGCAAACCUCGAACAAUCACAAGUCAAAUCGCUCCCCAUCAAAUACCCUGACGAACAUGAGUAACAAUGGCGGCUUCAACUCCCAGGGCGAAGAUUCUAUGCAGUUUUCAGUACUCACCUCGCCUGCUCACUUGGAGACCAGUGGAGGACAAACGGAGAACUCGCCCCCGCCAGUUCACGGUUUGGAUGCCAAUUGGAAUCCCACUCAAAAUGGUGCUCUAUCCCCGAACCUGACCACAACCUGA